Messenger RNA from Histoplasma mississippiense, 477 nucleotides. RefSeq lists its product with no specific name. NCBI's taxonomy places the organism in Eukaryota, Fungi, Ascomycota, Eurotiomycetes, Onygenales, Ajellomycetaceae. The transcript has 2 exons. The coding region runs from base 1 to 477 and encodes 158 amino acids. The record is from RefSeq and is a predicted model, not a curated record.
AUGACCUCCAAAUUUGACCAAGCGCUUGCGCGCAUCGAUGACGCUCAUCGACAAGAUCCAAACUUGGUCACCGUAAACGGUGCUGCAGUGCCGUACGAACUCUACUAUGCGAAUAAAAUGACCCAGCACCUUGAGAAGCGUGACCCAUCAGCGUCUGAGAUUCUUAGGCUGGCUGUACGUGCGCAGCAUCUCCGCCGCUGGGAAGUUCCCAGAUCUACUUACCCAAUGACGAGACCGGGCUACUUCGCCUGGCGGACAGCGCUGAAAAACCGGCAGGCUGAUAUUGCCAAGAAGAUUUGCCUCGAUUGCGGGUACGAUGCAGACGAGGCCGGGCGCGUUGCCUCAUUGGUCCGCAAGGAAGAUAUGAAGCAGGACGUGGAGUGUCAAGCCCUGGAGGACGUUGCAUGCUUGGUAUUUUUGGACGACCAGUUUGAGAAGUUUGAGAGAGAACAUGAUGAGGAGAAAAUUGUGGAUUGA